This is a messenger RNA of Mya arenaria, 1636 nucleotides long. RefSeq lists its product as uncharacterized. The coding region runs from base 503 to 1636 and encodes 377 amino acids. The record is from RefSeq and is a predicted model, not a curated record. The transcript is spliced from 9 exons. NCBI's taxonomy places the organism in Eukaryota, Metazoa, Mollusca, Bivalvia, Myida, Myidae.
AACAUGUGGAGCUCUCAAGAUACUAAGCCCGGUUGUUCGCGGCACCGGCGUUGAACUUGGAUAUUUUCCGUCUGACUAUUCCAUACAGCACCAAACAAACACGGGACGAACAUGGAAAAACAGCGUCACGGACAUAGAGCCACGAGCAGGGUCUUACGAAGAGAAAAAAGUUUCUGAUUAUUUAUACAUAUUGACUAUAUUUAGCUUUGGAGAAAAAGAUGAAGGAACGUAUAUUAUAAAGUGCAACUCAGAUAGCUACUAGAAUUCUGUGCAGCUUCAUACACAAGAGCGACCGAGUUACCCAGUAAUUGAUGGUCCAACUUCCACUGACUUUAACACAACCGAAUGUAUUUAUGUUUAUGUUGGCUCCGAUAUUUAUUGCAAAACAAACAAUGGAACAGAACCCGUACAAGUAGUACUUUUACUGGGUAAUGAUUCAUUUGUUCUUGCCGAAGGCGAACGGAAGAAAGGAUUGUACCGAUUUCUUAACGUUCAUCAACAUAUGGAUGGACUGUCAAGACGGAAUGUGACAUGCCAGGUUUCUAAUGUAGCCCUUGAAACACCCUACGAAGUGCGCGGCAUUCUCUGUAACGUGGAGAAAGGUAACCCGCCUAUCCUAACAGUUCCUGAAUUCCUUGAUGGAGAAAAUUCGACAACAAUAUGUGAAGUGCGCAAUGCUAUCCCCGCUCCGGAAAUAGAAAUACGCGUUGACAAAGUAUUACUGGCUGAUGCUCAACACACCGAUUCAUUUAAUGCAUCAUCUCAUACGUUUACAAGUUUAGCAAAGGUGACAAAGGCUAACAAAACGUGGAAUGGAAAAGAAAUGUGCUGCACCAGGAAAAUAAUUUAUGAUAUUGGUAUUAAAGAUGUGUCAGUCUGCAAACACAUUAAUAUGAAAUGUGACCCGACUAUGAAUUUGAACACGACAUCACCUGUUAAUUUAUAUCCGGAUAUUACAGUGACCGUCAAAUGCUAUGUUGAUGACAGCGAUGCUGAAGGACGAUGGACGCUUUCGUGGAAAGAUGAGAAUAGCACUGUUAUGAAGAAUUGUAACAAAACAGAUGAAUGCCUCUUAACACUUUAUUAUGCGAGAGAUGGCGAAAAUACAUACACUUGCAACGCUUGGAAAACAAACGAGCUUUUGAAAAAUUCCUUGACCGUUAUAAGCGCAAGAACAGAUGGAAGUCAAUCCUACGAAACUGACAUUCAUACAUUCCGAUUUCCUGUCAUCAAUGUACUUAUCGGAGCAGGUGUUAUAUGUGGACUCUGCAUCCUGUUUGUUAUUGGAAGAUGGAUAUAUCUGAAACGGCUGAAGGUCAACACAACUGACACAGUAGAAAUUGUUGAAAAUCACAGUGACACCUCAUCGGACAAUGGAGUGCUACAUAUAGCAACAGAAGGAGUCCAGUAUGCUGUCGUGCAUAGGCAGGCGGCCACACAGAGGAUUGAAACGCAGAACCCACAGGAUGACGAAUGCCUCAAAUACGCUGAAUUGGACGUUAAGUUCCUACAGGCAGCCAACGCCAGAGUUCCGUCAUGGAAAAAGAAUACGCCGACGGAGUAUGCUGAAAUUAAGUUCUUUUCGACACAGGGACCUGCUGUCGAACAUCCUGGGUACCAUUAUGCAUCAGUGUAA